CAGUAUGGAGGGUGUGCUUUGCACACUGGGGGUGCAUCUGACCAUGAACCACAUCUUUGCCUCCACCUUGGUUUGACAGAUUAUAGGACUUUUGUGGGGAGAAAUUUAAGUCCUUUGUGGGAAAGAUUCCUGAUUCCAUCAGAAGGGGUUAGAUUCAGUAGCUGUUAUUAUUGCAAAAUGGUUCAAACAUCAAACCCUCCUCCUCCUCCUCCUCAUCAUCAUCACCAAGCAUUGGUCUUAAAAUCAGCAAUAUACUCAAGGCUCACUGUGCUGACCCUAAUCACCAUUUGGCGAAUUCUACUUUCCCCUUACGACACCUCUGCACCCUUAAACCCUCCUUGCCUCUCCUCCACCACCACCACCCCCAACCACCCUCUUCCUCCCCAAUCUCGCAUCGAAAACUCCGUUGUCUGGGACUCCGUCUACUUCCUCCGCAUUGCUCAGUGCGGCUACGAGUACGAGCAGACCUACGCUUUCUUACCCCUCCUUCCCCUCUCCAUUUCCUUCUUCUCUCGCACCGUUUUCGCUCCGCUCAUCCCCUUCUUUGGCCAAAGAGCUGUUCUCGCUCUCUCUGCUCAUGUAAUCAACAAUCUCGCUUUCGUCCUCGCCGCGCUUUUCCUUUACAGACUUUCCAUAACUAUCUUGAAGGAUCCUGAAGUAGCAUUACGGGCUACGAUUUUGUUCUGCUUCAAUCCGGCCUCCAUUUUUUAUUCAUCAAUAUACUCAGAGAGUUUGUAUGCUCUUCUUUCUUUUGGAGGAUUGUACUACUUUGUAUCUGGUGGAAAUAAUAAAGCUAUACUUCUUCUUGCUCUCUCUGGUUGUGCAAGGUCUAAUGGGGUUCUUAAUGCGGGAUAUCUCUGUUUUCAGACCAUGCAUCGGGCUUAUCAUGCCAUAUUUCAGAAAAAGCGUGUUGCUUUGGCAUUGCAGAUUGUUACUGUUGGUGCUUUACGUAGUGCAUGCAUUUUUGCUCCAUUCAUAGCUUUCCAGGCGUAUGGCUAUUACAAUAUGUGUGUCGGACAUUCUCUUGAUGAAAUAAGGCCUUGGUGCAAGGCUAGGGUACCGCUACUUUACAAUUACAUUCAAAGUCGUUAUUGGAAUGUGGGUUUCUUGAGACAUUUUCAGCUGAAACAGUUGCCUAACUUUCUUCUUGCUUCCCCAAUUCUAUCUCUUGCACUUUGCUCAAUUGUCCAUUAUGCUAAGUCUAGGCCUCAGAACUUUUUCUCACUGGGUUUCCAAACUACUAUUAAUGAGAAGAGCUGUGGAGUUGUAUUUUUGUCAGAUGAUCUCUCAAGGUCCAAAGCAGCUGGAAUUGUGGAGAAAUCCUCUUUAGAAGAACACUUCAAUCUUAGGAGGAGAAAGAAUGUGAUUAAAGGGGAUGUUGCUAAUAUUCCCACAGAAUCUGAGCCAGCAGCUGCGCCAGGUUACUUGUCAGCAUCUGUUCUCCCAUUUGUGUUACACUUGGGAUUCAUGGCAGCCGCUGCUUUUCUUGUCAUGCACGUUCAGGUGGCCACCCGUUUCUUGUCUUCCAGUCCUCCUCUUUAUUGGUUUGCUUCAUAUAUAAUGACAUACCCUGCAAAAUGCUUUAGAUGGGGGUACAUGAUAUGGGCAUACUCUGCGGCAUAUAUUUUUCUUGGCAGUUUGCUCUUUUCAAACUUCUAUCCUUUUACAUGAUGAGGAAUAGAUAGAUAGUUGGACAGAUACUAGAUAGAUAGAUGGUGCUACCCGGAAACUGUAGUCUGUAAUACCUGUUGAGUGCAAAUUUUCAUCCCAAUUUCUUUGAAGAACUUUGUUUACCUUUUAUCUGUGUGUUAAUAUCUGUUUCCAAGCCAACUACAGAUUUUUUUUUUUUACUUUUCCACUAUUUUACUUUAUGUUAAGUUGGAGUUCAUCAUCCCACAAUUUCAACGAAUUUAUUCCACAACUUAUUUAUGCAAGAUGUUGAUUCCUAAAGGGGAUCGCUGAAGGUUCUACCUGAAUAAGCCAGAAUCAUUGGAGUUUGUUAGUGCUCUUAAGCUAAGAGAUAUUUUAAUUUUCAAUUUUAAUGUUAUUUUAUUAUAUUGUGGCUGAUUGGGAUAACUUUUCUUGGUAUGUGAAUGUGAUUUGUUUA
Lotus japonicus is the source of this 2107-nucleotide messenger RNA. RefSeq lists its product as uncharacterized. Gene Ontology annotation, cellular component: mannosyltransferase complex; endoplasmic reticulum membrane. NCBI's taxonomy places the organism in Eukaryota, Viridiplantae, Streptophyta, Magnoliopsida, Fabales, Fabaceae. The transcript is spliced from 9 exons. Gene Ontology annotation, molecular function: GPI mannosyltransferase activity; alpha-1,6-mannosyltransferase activity. Gene Ontology annotation, biological process: GPI anchor biosynthetic process. Bases 178 to 1671 code for a protein of 497 amino acids. The record is from RefSeq and is a predicted model, not a curated record.